UUAUUUUCUUUUAUUUUAGUUAAAUAAAUGUUGUUUCUUAAUUAGUUUGUUUUGCUAAAUGCAGCUCACUUUUCAAGCUGCCAAUUAAAUGUUGGGCUUGCGGCCCAAUUCUUCUCCAUACCAACUCAAUUAGCCAUGGCCGUUGUUUCCACACGAGCAACCAACAUCACGUCGUCAUUGGGCCGAGAUUCAAUUCAUCAUCCAAAACCCAAUUUUCUUCCAGCCCUCGCGUCCAGAUUUCAACAACAUCUGCAGCAUGUUUAAUUCACAUCACGCGUGAAAGGCACCAUGAAAUCUGCUUCCAUCUUGGGCUUACAAGUAGCAGCCCAACUCCUUUUUGCGACCCACGCAAGGAUCUAGCGCCUUCAAUCUGCUAGGUUUCUUCUCUCACGCUAGGAGCGCAGCCAGGUGACUUCACGCAUAGCUCCAAACACAUUCCUCACGCCUUCGCAUCUUCACACCAGCCAGGCCACCUAUGCAUACGUCUCACACCUUAGGGUUAGGGUCACGCGAAUUCUUCUUUCACGCGUUCCACCCCUAGGAUUCGUUAGGGUUUUCUGUUGCCAUUAGGUUUGUGUUAGAUGGCACCCUUCUCUCGUUUAAUGUUCCGGUUGCCUUCAUCUAUAAAAGGCAAACCAACCAUUGUACCGAUUAGCUUUGAUGAAUGAGAAUAUUGGUUGAGAGUACUCCCACCUUUCAUCUCUGCUCAAACCCUAAACCCUAGAUUAGGUUUCACCUCGUCGGGUUUACCAUUCCAGUGAGAAGCUUGAGAGAAUCAAGCGUUAACCUUAAGAGUCUUCCGCUGCGUCUCUUAGUCGAUUCCACCGAACAAUCGACGUUUGGGGGCCGUUCUCCAGCGAACGAAGCACGUUUCCGCCAAUCGAUGGCACCGAUGGUCUCAUCAAGUGGUAUUCAGAGCCACUCGUUCUUGGACCACCGUGAGUUAAGUAUUCUUCGUCUCAUCUCAGCUAUUUCUUCGUUUCUGUUUGCUUUCCGGUCUUGUUCAUGCGCUGUUUGAGUCUUAUCUGAUUACUUCUCUGAUUGAAUAUGUGUCGUGGUGAUGUUGUGUUUUUCCUUGCUGAAAUUGAUUCAAAAUAAUUGUUCUCAUUUUUCUGAAUGAAUACUGUGAUGAUUUUAUGUCUAGCUCUCUCAAUCCGCCGCUUAAUGCAUGUCUGUUAGCUUUUGAUUUCAUUUUUUUACCUAGCUUUGAAUUUUAAACUCACUGUUUUGUCAUAGGUUUUAUGUAGCCGUUUUAUCUGUUGUUGCUUCCAUAGAAUUGUGUGUUGUUAACUGUUUCUGCAUCAGUUGUGCUGAGUAUGUUUAGUUUCCUGUGUGUUGUGGAGUUCACAUCUUGCUACUAGAUCAUUAGCAAUUAUUCUGCAGUGCAUAUUGAUACUGUUCCUGUGUAAUUCUGCUAAAAUUACUACUGGUUACCUUGUUCUGUUUUCUGAAAUCAAUUUGAAGUCCAAAUGCAUCUGUGUUCAUUGUUUUGUAUCUUCAUGUUCAUGAUCGAGGUGUAUAUGUUUGGGCCAAUGAUGCUUGAUAACUGAACCAAAUCUGUUUGAUUCCAUAUAUGUGCUAGAUCUGUCUUUGCUAAGAUUAAUCCAGUGGAAAUCAAGUGGUUUCGUUGAUGUCUAGGCUGACUUUGAACUAGUGCAGCUUUUAACUGGCCAUAUCACUUAAUUUGAUUCAAAUUGUGGUUGGAAUUAUGUCUCUGUUGUUUCUAUUAGGCUAUGUUAGAUCUUGUCUUGAGCAGCUUGUCUUCAUUACUGGAGUCAUGUUCAUGCUUGAUAAAUGUUUUUGAUGCUAGUGCUGGCCUAGUUUAUUUGUUUGAGUUUGAGCACUGCCUCAUUCUAUUUGAGCAUUCACAAGUUUUAAUGUUUCAGUCUAUUUGAGCUCUGAUUGACUAAUCUUCAGAUUUUGUACCUAUUGCAUGGUCGUUCGAAUCUGACUGGCAACUGCUUUUGUUUUCCUUGUGUGUCUGCUUAAUCACCUUUUAUCGUUUCUGUGGUUAGCCUAGUUCUCUAUCAGUAACUGUUGCUUCAUCUUUUUUGAGUUGCAACUUUUGUUUUUCACCGCUGUUGGCCAUUCAAAUUGCUCUAAUGUUGUUUUUCUAUUGUUUUGAUGCAGCUUCUAUGUAUUCGUUCAGUUUCAUACACAUGCAUCAAUUAGAAUUGAACCUCCAGCAUUCUGCGUUGUGCAUUCUGUUUUGGCUGAAAGUUUGUUGCUAUUAUAGUUUUACUGCAACUGGUUGAUUUUGAUUGAUUCACAUCUGCUGCAUUUUGAUCUUUGUUCUGCACUGCCCGAGAGUUUCUUGUGACUUCAUUGCUUUCUAAUGUGCUUUUCAUCAUUGUUUUUUUAAGUUGGAUCAUUUGUCAUCUGCCAUAUGCAUUUGGUCAUUGAAAUGGAAGUAGUACAAGUGUUGUAAAUUGUUCUUAAAAGUCUUUGAGAGUUGCACGAAAAGGAAGAAAAUCAGUGAAAAGAUUAUGCUGAAAAGAAAACAAUCUGAAAAAUAUAUAUAUAUAUAUAUAAUAAUGAAAAGUGUUGCAGGACUUUGGAAUUUGUUUACUUCCUUCGUGUGCACAGAGUGUAGCACAACUCACACAGAUACUACUAUCAUUUCAAAUACAAUUUGCAUGUGCUCUUGAUUCAACUUGUUUUGUGUCUUCUUGAUUUUGGUUUUAUUCAUCUUACUCUAGCUACAUUCCUUAGGAUCCUUUUGUGUGCUAUCCUUUAUUGCUUUGCCUUUUUCUUGCUUGUCUUUAUUGGCUAUCCUUGAGUUUGUCUAUUAUAUCCAUCACUUGAUGUUGUCCUUAUCUCAAAUUUGAACUUUUAUUGUUUUCUGCUUUUACUCUCAAACGUGGCUGACUACUCAUUUGUUCUUGGUUCAUUUGACUUGCACUCACUGUUUUUGGUAGCCUUGUAGGUGAUACCUUUUCUGCAAAGUGCAGCUGUGGUGAGGAAAAACAGUUUGAGUGGCCACCGAGAGGAAAAAGGAGUGAGUUGGGACCUUCAAGGAGGAGUACACACACUUGAGGGUGGUAUAUUUUGGAGGCUAGCCGAGAGAGAGACGUAGCAUACUGUUAUUUUUUUAGUUUUUGCUGUUUUUGGAUGUCACGGGAUUUUGUGUAAAUUUUCUUUCAGAUUUUAGUGUUUUCCUUUCAUUUGGCUUAGGUGGGAAAAUGCUUUAGCGCAAUCCCAUCCUUAGCAAGUUUGUAAUAGUUUAAGCGUUUAGUGUGAUGUUCAAGGGGUUCCAACGGCCACUUGAAUUUUCACUUAGGAUUUUUCGUCUAGUUUAAGUUUUUCGCCUUUAUGUUUUCUGUUAUGUUUUAAUGCCCAGGUUUUGUGUGUUUGCAAUUUCUGUUUUAGGUCACCGUGAUAUCUAGGUGCCAUUUGUUUUACACCUAGUUGACCUUCUUUUGGUCUUUAAGUUUUUACUCUUUUCACACAGUGUCAAUUUGUUUUUCACCCAUCUGUUUCAUUUGUAAUUUUUAUUGAGAAAUUUUGUGAAAUCAUUUUAGAGAUCUCUGGCUAGGAAAGGCUUGGUUCCUAAGCUUGUCCAUGUGACUCACCUCCCUUUCCUGGGAGUAUCUCUAGAACUCUUUUCCACUACUUUCUCUAUAAAAAUUCAUUAACUUUGUGAAAAAUUGUUUUGUCAAAAGUGUUUCAAAAUGAGUUUUUCUUCUAGCCCUAUGCAUGUAGAUAGGCAUAAUAGUGUGCAUUUAGAUAGGCAUUGUAGUCAGGAGUUGCAUCAUACCAUUCAUAGUGACAUUCCAUUCUUUGGGGAAGAUAUAGGACCAAUAUCAUUUAAAGAUUGGAUGUGGGAUACUGAGAAGUUGGUGCAACCAAUGUUUAGUAAAUAUAGUCAUAUAGACAUUCUUAAGCAUGUUACAUCUAGAUUUGUAGGACGUGCAUUUGAUUGGUGGCAAGAGAGGCAAUAUCUAGUGAAAAAGGGGAGAACAUCAUGCAUCUGGAAACAUUUCAUACCCCCUUCAUUUAGGAUCACUAAAGCACAACAAGUUAGGAUAGAAGACUUUAUUGACAUUGGGGAUGCAUUCAUCCAAAACAUUGAUAAGUUUUCUAGACUAGAAAAAGAUUUCAAGCACAAUUUAGACUUGCUCUUGAGUGAACAAAGAAAGAGAGAAAAAUACAAGAGAGAGCAAGCUAAACAUCAAAUGCUUCGAGAAUUUGACAAGAAGAGAGAAAAAGAAGCGCUCGAGAAGCUCUGUGCUAAAAGAGAACAAGAGAAAAGAGAGAUAAAUGAGAAAAAAAAAAGAGAGGAAGAAGAAAAGGCUAAAGAGGAGAGUCUAAGAAAAGCAAAAGAAGAGAAUGAGAGAAAAGAAUUAGAGGAAAGAGAAAAAAUAAAACAAGAGAGCAAUCUUGCAAAACCAUCACAAGUGGUAGAGUUAAAGUGUAUUUCAAAAGAGCGAACAGAACUCUGUGUUAGGGAUUUGGUGAUCAAUUCUUCACCAAUUCCUAACAUGAAGAUCCCAUUUUCAAAGGGUGUUUUCCCAUCUUUAACCUCUACUCACUUUUCUAUUAAAUCUUUUGUUUUGUUUUCUUUUCAAAACUUUUGUUCUCCAUCUCAGUUCUUUAUUUCAUCCUCCUCAACUUGUUUUGCCAAAACACACUUUGAUAUUAAAAUUCUUUUCAAAAAUCAUCUUAGUCAAAGUGUGAAACAUUUCUUUUGUGAAGUGGGCUUAAUACCAUCUUUUUCAAUCCUCAAAGGCCCAUUUUCACAAAUUUUCCAUCCAAUUUUACUGCAUGGUCUUUAUGAUUUUAAUUCAAUUUUAUUUGAUGACUAUUGCAGAUUUGUUUUUGAUCCUGGUGGUACUAUUAUUUUGGUUGCUGUGAGCCUUUAAUAACCCUCUAGAUCUGAGGACAGAUCCUCUUCAAGGGGGAGGGGAUGAUGUGACCCCAAUAAGGCUUAUAGCAUUGGGCCAACGCCUGGGCCCAAUAUUUUUAAUUUCUUUUAUUUUCUUUUUAUUUUAGUUAAAUAAAUGUUGUUUCUUAAUUAGUUUGUUUUGCUAAAUGCAGCUCACUUUUCAAGCUGCCAAUUAAAUGUUGGGCUUGCGGCCCAAUUCUUCUCCAUACCAACUCAAUCAGCCAUGGCCGCUGUUUCCACACGAGCAACCAACAUCACGUCGUCAUUGGGCCGAGAUUCAAUUCAUCAUCCAGAACCCAAUUUUCUUCCAGCCCUCGCGUCCAGAUUUCAACAAUAUCUGCAGCAUGUUUAAUUCACAUCACGCGUGAAAGGCACCAUGAAAUCUGCUUCCAUCUUGGGCUUACAAGUAGCAGCCCAACUCCUUUCUGCGACCCACGCAAGGAUCUAGCGCCUUCAAUCUGCUAGGUUUCUUCUCUCACGCUAGGAGCGCAGCCAGGUGACUUCACGCAUAGCUCCAAACACAUUCCUCACGCUUUCGCAUCUUCACACCAGCCAGGCCACCUAUGCAUACGUCUCACACCUUAGGGUUAGGGUCACGCGAAUUCUUAUUUCACGCGUUCCACCCCUAGGAUUCGUUAGGGUUUUCUGUUGCCAUUAGGUUUGUGUUAGAUGGCACCCUUCUCUCGUUUAAUGUUCCGAUUGCCUUCAUCUAUAAAAGGCAAACCAACCAUUGUACCGAUUAGCUUUGAUGAAUGAGAAUAUUGGUUGAGAGUA
Messenger RNA from Vigna unguiculata (cowpea), 5659 nucleotides. The record is from RefSeq and is a predicted model, not a curated record. NCBI's taxonomy places the organism in Eukaryota, Viridiplantae, Streptophyta, Magnoliopsida, Fabales, Fabaceae.